This is a messenger RNA of Vitrella brassicaformis, 2027 nucleotides long. Lineage: Eukaryota; Vitrellaceae. The record is from the annotation of a GenBank genome assembly.
CUCAUGCAAACCAAACCCUCAUUGUAUUACCUCCCGUCCUCUCCUCCCGCCCGCCCGCCCUGCCUUGCUGGGAAGGUGGGCAGGGGUUGGAUAAAGAACAGUGUGGUCUUGUCGCGGUCAUGAAGAAGCCCUCCUUGACUUGACGAUGUGCAGCACAGACAACCGCUUCCAGUCAGUCGUGAUACGCAUCCAUCGUCCACAAGCGAUUCUCAAGAUGGCGGUUGAGUUGACUUACAAGACCUCGGACCAUACCAUUUCACUUGUCUUGCUUGAGAACACUGUGGUUGACCUGAAGAGCACCACAGACAAAUCGGACGGGAGGAUGAGAUGAAGCACAGAAGGGGACGGACAGGCGUACACACAUCACAUUCACAGAUGCAGAUCGGUAGGCUAGGCAGGUGUCACUCUCUGCACCGCGUCUCACUCACUCACCACAAACAGUUUGCCCAUGCUUUCCUCCGAGUAUGUGUUGAUGUCGCGGCAGUAGUUCUGAAUCUGACUCGAGAUCAGCAGGCUGUCCAUCGGAUUGUACUGCAGUGCACACACACAUCCAUCCAUCCACCCGCUGUCGACCUCUCUGUGUGUCUGUCCUCCCCACCACACUGACUGACCCUUCUGUCCAUGUAAGGUCUUGGUUGCCUCUUGUCGAGGAAUUGUCGCUUCGACUCCUCGGAGGCCAAAUCGUCCAGACAGUCUAUCAACGCAGACCUACACACCACACACACACAACACACACACAAGCAUCCCAUGGUACGGUGUGAGGUCUCUCCUUCUCUCCCCGUGUGUGUUGUGUGUGUGUUGUGUGUGUGUACUCACAGGUUUUUCUGCAUGUAGGCUGAGUUGUCGAAGUCGAGUGUGUCUAGGUCGACGGAUGACUGGAAGGGGUCGCCCAGGACGUUGUCGACCAGGAAGGCCUCCACCAGCAGCGGGUUGUUGAUCGACAGCGGCACCUCCUCCAGCAAAUUGUCGCACUGCAGCUGCUGCAAAUUCAUGCCACUAUUGGACACACACACAAAGACAAACAAAGACACCCAUGGAGCGAAUGACACACUGGAGAUCCUGCCGUGUGUGUGUUGUCCUCUUUAUGUCUUCCUUACAGAGGCUGCCCGCGUUGGUUGGCUUCCUUCCGCCGCUUGACCAGCUCAUCGGUCACGCGGAAAGCCUUCACACACACACACACACACACGUGCCGACAGUCAUAGCAAGCCAAGCGGCUGUGUGUCGGCUGUGUGGUCGGGUGGGACAUUCAUUAAUGAAUACCCACCCUGAAUGCGAGUCUGCCUAUGGCGUUCUGCAGCGGGUCGAAGACGAGCACCACACACUUGUCGUUGAUUUUCUCCUGGUAGCCGAUCUGCUCCUCCAGCAGCCGCUCCGUCAGGAAGUGGGACAGGUAGGUGCUCGUGUACCAACCCACCGUGUUGGCAUCAACAUUCACCUUAAUUUCACAACACACAACACACAUCCAAUCCAAACAAUGGCUGGGCUGCCCGCCUGUCUGUCUGUUUCCUCGGUGGCUGUGUGACGUGACCCCACCCCUCAUUACUUAAGAGUGCCGACUGACUGACCUCUCUGAGUGCCUUCAUCAUCUCGAGAGAGUACUGGCUGUCCUGUGUGGUGUCGCCGCUCUCGAUGUUCCUCUCUGGGGUGGCGAAGCUGUGGGUGACCUGCAGCACGGCUCCCACGUCCAGACCCAUCAGCUUGCCGCUCGCACCCGUCUGGUCACGCGCAUGCUUCAUUAUCUUCAAUAUCACCUGAGGGAGGGAACGAACGGACAGCCGCACAACACACCACACAUACAGACCAACACACACACACACAGACAUUAGCAGGGAGGGAUCUGUCACGGUGCAGCUGCCUUCCCCCAUCCGUCUACGUGUUGAUCAUCGUGCAUCCCUUGUGCCACGUGCCCAGUCGGCUCACCAGUGCGUCGACCUCCACCCGCUGCAGACCUUGGCUGCGGUCUUGACGGGACAGCUCACGCGACAUUCUGCCUGACCAGAUUACGCGCGAGGGGGUCAGGGGAAGAG